Liolophura sinensis is the source of this 7072-nucleotide messenger RNA. Its product is annotated as 3',5'-cyclic-AMP phosphodiesterase 4C-like. The coding region runs from base 3566 to 5608 and encodes 680 amino acids. The record is from RefSeq and is a predicted model, not a curated record. Gene Ontology annotation, molecular function: 3',5'-cyclic-nucleotide phosphodiesterase activity. The transcript is spliced from 14 exons. NCBI's taxonomy places the organism in Eukaryota, Metazoa, Mollusca, Polyplacophora, Chitonida, Chitonidae. Gene Ontology annotation, biological process: signal transduction.
AUCACAUUAUUUAUGUCAGUUAACAUCUGUGUGAAGAUGACAGAUGUGUGACUUGUGCUGGAAUCUAUUAUCCCUCCACAACAACGGUGGUUUCACCAUAUUUAUAUAGGCGGUCAUCACACAAUGACACCCGCUUCCAGACGGUGUGUUACUAUACGUAGUUAUUGAAGAGGAGAGAAUACAAUGGCUUGAUACCUUAUACGGAGGCUUUAUAGGAAAGGGAGUUAACUGAAAAGGGCCUUUAUUGUGAUUAUAUGUAUGUAAUUUAAAACUGACAUCUGUGUUUUUUGACAUACAUUUGCCUAAUGUAUUCAUCUUGUAAGGAAGUAUAUGUUGGCAUGUACCAAGGGUUCUCAUGAAAUUUAAAAGCUUAUAAUUUGACUGCUAAUAUUGUGGUAGAACAUAAUCCACAUAGUGUCUUCAUGAUUAACAGUUCUUAAGCUCUUAAUACCUCGCUAAUUAUUCUGAACAUCAAAGGUCUUCCAUCACGCCAGGUGAGAUGACAAGGGUCUAUUCUCCCCUCAACCACACCCAACUAUUUAAGCUUGAUGAUUCAACAAAUUUCACCCAGGCUACAGAAUCAGUCUUAGAAAUUUCCUUUACCCAGAGCGCCAAUUCCUGCUUUUAAUGCCAUUUGAGUCAGAAGUGUUGUAUUACUAGAUUCCACUGCAUCCCUUUUCAAAGUGAAGUCAUCAGACCUGGAUGAAAUUACCAUAGAAUCGCCUGUAAUGUAUGCCGAGACUCUCACAUCAGUGAGCUGCAAAAGUAUCAUUGUGAACAGCCUACAUAAGGAAUAUUAGCAUAGUGAAGAAUUCAGUAGAUGGCUAUUGCUGGACUAGCAGAUCUUUGUCCAAACUGCGAGGGUGAAUUGAGGCAUCCUGAGCUUUCUUGAUCCUUUCUCACUAUACAGGACCUGAUCUUAAUUGUUGUGUACAUUAACAAGUUAAUGUCUGCCCAUCCUUAGGAAACUACCUGGGAGGCAAUUUAUAACAGUUCAGGCUUAGUUCUUGCCUGCAGUCUGGGUGGCUAUAGGCGGAGUGACAGACCCCUUGGUACGUGACUUUGUAUAUCUCUUCAGUGCUUCACGCACUCUUGUCCGAAGCGAACCUUGCCAGCACAGUAAUUCGUACUCUCUGACAAAUGAACAGAACAGGAUGACAGUUCAAUAUCUCGCAUGCCUUAGCUAUAACAUUAUAAUAGAUAUCUUUGGUUCUUCAGCUCAGGAUUCAGGGAUGGUAAAUAGUCAUCAGAAUUGAUCUGUGUUGGCAAUCGUUUUUCUUUAUUCCCUUACUCUUAUAAACCAGACCUUUGAAAGCAACAGAAUUCUUCUUCUGGCCAAUAGGUAACCUUGAGAUAAUUCCAAGACUUGGAAUUGUGGGUGCCAUACUUGAUGUGUAAGACUGCAUAAGUGACAUAAUGUAGAGGGCAGUUGGCGUACGUGUAAAUUAUAGCCAAUUGAGUAUAUUUAUCGCCUGUGCUAUUUGUUUUGACUGAUACUCAUGUAUACAUUAGCAGACAUAAAUAGCCUGGGGCGGUUAACAAGUUAGAGAUGGCCUGCUUUUCAUUACCAUUAUAGCACUACCAUUAAUCUACACUGUGAAGCUUAAUCCUAGAUUAGCCGCUUCCCGCAGAAGCUGAUUGGCAGAUUAACGCUAAUCCGGAUUAGCUCCUUGACAUCUUGAUACUCUCUUGGUAAAUGCGUGGCCUGUUGGAAAUUUAACAAGGCACUUAGAGGAACUAAGGAAAGCCCUGACUUAAUGCCUUUGUGACGUAGUGUCUUGGGGAAACAUUAUAGACUCUGUCAGAGAGCAUGCAGGUCUGAGGAGAUCUGAGCAAACAGCCUAGCCAGUCAGUUUAUUGAGAACUGACCAUUUAGCUUGGAUGUCAAGAGGACUAUCAAUCACCAUCUGGCCUGUGAAACAUGACACAAAGUCAGCAUUAGUUCCUUAAUUCUGCCAGAAAUAUAGAUUGAUGUUCAUGAUGAAUGCAUGGUUGGAAAGUUCUGAAAAAAAAAUUUCGAUAUUGUUUUGGUGACCAUUGAGGUAGCAAAAGCCUUGUAUUUACACUUUUGUGAAGGUCUGAAUAGGUUACUAAGUUUUCACAGAUUUUACUAAAAAGUUAAGCUUCUAUUUAUCUCCUUUAUAAAAUCCUACAUAUAACUGUCUUGUGCUAAUAAUUUGCAUUUGAAAAAAGGCGCGUUUUAUCAGAGGGAAAAACAAUGUUACAUUUGACUUAUGUUGUAUGGUACCAGUAAUUGAAGAACUACAUGGAAGCUGUCUGCAUGAUCUGAGAAAACAGUUCAAUGACAGCAGGUGUUCGGUUUAAGCAGCUGGCUAAGGAGAGAUUGCAUCUGGCUGAUACUCAGACCCUCAGGUGUGCCAGCAGUUCUUCAGGUGAACCGAGCUAGACCCAACUUUGUUACCAUUUUACUCCUCGAUGUAUCCAUCAGCGGAUCCUUUCCUCGUCAGUGAUUAUACAUAGUUUAUGUGCAUGUCUUUUGAUUAAGCUAUAACAAGGAACAAACAAAACCAGAGGAAUUUUCAGCCAGAGGAGACUGGAUAGCUUUAGCCUGUAAGAGAAGCCUUGGACUGCAUGUGCUCUGAGCAGAGCAACUCUACUGCUAGGAGGCUGUCUGGAAUUCCUAUAUACCGAUACAGCUUCUCAAUUGGAAACCAGUGCAUACAUAUCAGUUGUUACAACUGUGCCUCUUUAAAGCAUGCUGGUGUUGUAUAGUCACUGGGCUUUCAUAUACAAGUAUUUAGUAACCUGGACGCUCUUCAUACCUGACCAAGGACAGAUGUGAACACGCAUGCAUGUGUGUAGGCAUUGCUGUGUGUUAAUUAUUUGUACGAGUCUCAUGUCUGCGUUGUCCAAGGGGUUUGAGUCAUUAGCCACAGAUCAGGAGAAUCCAAUUUGAUUACGCAUCUUAUUCAUCAGCUGGCAGGUCAAUCGACCCCCUAUACAAACUAUUAGAUCGCAUAGUCCCCCAGACCAAUGAAAGCCCAACCCCCUUAAGACCGUUUGGAUGUGGCUAUCUUAGCACUGAUUGGCGACUACAGAGGUACCGUCUGAAAUCACCUGGUGUGGUGGAUUGGAAUUUGUCCCUGCGUGAUUUGUGUACAUGUUACAGUCUGUGUUCAACUCUCUGUGUGCAAUUGACUGGAAGUUUGAAGUGAUUGCUUUUGGAGUUUGUCUUCGGCCUUGUUGUCAGUUGUUAGUUGGAUUGUUUCCACACAGGAAGAACAGCUCUGCUGACCGGUGUCCAUUGUGCCUAUCGCCCAUCAACGGGCAGGCUAAUACUGAACACGAGACCAUCAAUUCACCCAUUCAACAGAUUAAUCUCAGAUCUGUGUUUAACAUCUGACAACUACGCUCUGCAGUUCCCCCUGCCUGUGACGGCCUGCACUGCCAUUAACUCAUGACGUUUAUUGUGGCCAAUUUAAUUGUGUUGUCAUUUGAUUUGCCCGUGGACUGAACCGUGAACUGAAUUAUUUUGCAAGCCUGUCACCCGAUCAACUCUGCUGACUAUACUUUUGUGCUUUACAUAAGUGUGCGACACCAUCUCAUGAUGCAAGGCGAAAUCGGAAGCCUUCAGGAUCUUCGACUCCAGAGAAUGAUGAGAAACAGACGACACACUCUGGCCAAUGUGCGUUUUGACGUGGAAAAUGGGACUGCACAGGGCAGGAGCCCCCUGGAGGGUGCGAGUCCGUCUACAGGACUCGUGCUUCAGGCAUUACCACAGCGACGCGAGUCCUUCCUUUACCGCUCUGACAGUGACUACGAACUCUCUCCAAAGUCCAUGUCACGCAACUCCUCACUUACUGGUGAUAAUGUACAUGCUGAGGACUUGAUAGUGACGCCAUUCGCCCAAAUUCUGGCCAGCUUACGGAGUAUUCGAAGCAACUACAUUACAGUAACAAACAUCAAUGUGCCAAAAGAAAGAACCAGACGAGGGUCUUCCGUGGGUCAUGGCCAUCCACACCAUCCCAAAACACCAGAACAACAACAAGGCUCUUCUGCCCCAAACAACCCUACAAAACUCUCUGAUGAGACAUUUCAGAAAAUGGCUCUGGAGACCUUGGAAGAAUUGGACUGGUGUUUGGAUCAGCUGGAAACCAUCCAAACUCACCGAUCAGUGAGUGACAUGGCAACAAGCAAAUUUAAGAGAAUGUUAAACAGAGAACUCAGCCAUUUUGCCGAAUCCAGCAAAUCUGGGAACCAAAUAGCUGAAUACAUUUGUAGUACAUAUUUGGAUAAGCAACAAGAGCUGGAUGUACCUGCCCUAAAGGUGGAAUCCUCUGGAGAAACGGUAUCUACCCCAACCCCAGAGAAGAAAUCUGAUAAACAGCGACCUAUGUCUCAAAUCUCAGGCAUUCGAAAGUUGCGGAAAACCAACAGUUUCUCAGGGAAUGUACCAAAGUUUGGUGUAGAAACUCCUCACACAGAGCAAUUAGAAAAGUGCUUAGUUGAUAUAUCAAAAUGGGGAGUGGAUAUCUUCAAAAUUAACAAAUACUCAAACAACAGACCAUUAACCUGUGUCGUUUACAAUAUUUUUCAGCAACGAGACUUGCUGAAGACGUUCAAAAUCCCCGCAUCAGCGCUAGUCACUUAUCUUAUGCACCUAGAAGAUCACUAUCAUCACGUUCCGUACCAUAACAGCAUCCACGCUGCAGAUGUCACACAGUCCACGCACGUUCUGCUCUCAGCGCCAGCGCUAGACAAUGUAUUUACAGAUUUAGAGAUUCUGGCAGCUAUAUAUGCCUGUGCUAUACACGAUGUCGACCAUCCCGGUGUGACGAAUCAGUACCUGGUAAAUACCAGCUCAGAAUUGGCGUUAAUGUAUAACGAUGAAUCUGUCCUUGAAAACCAUCACUUAGCCGUGGCUUUCAAAUUACUUCAAGAAGAAAACUGCGAUAUUUUUGCAAAUCUUAGCAGGAAGCAGAGGCAGACUUUAAGGAAAAUGGUGAUAGACAUGGUGCUUGCAACAGACAUGUCAAAACACAUGAGUCUGUUAGCUGAUCUCAAGACAAUGGUGGAAACGAAGAAGGUUGCCGGCUCAGGUGUUUUGUUGUUAGAUAAUUACACAGACAGAAUUCAGGUAUUACAAAAUAUGGUUCACUGCUCUGACUUGAGCGGCCCCACACGACCCCUAGAAGUGUACCGCACCUGGGUGGAUCGCAUCAUGGAAGAAUUCUUCCAGCAGGGUGACCUGGAGAGAGAGAAGAAGCUGGACAUUAGCCCUAUGUGUGAUCGACUGACGGCCACAGUAGAGAAGUCACAGGUCGGCUUUAUAGACUACAUCGUGCACCCACUAUGGGAGACGUGGGCAGACUUGGUGUAUCCCGACGCUCAGGAAAUCCUCGACAACUUGGAAGAUAACCGCGAUUGGUUCCAGAGUAUGAUUCCCAUCAGCCCCUCGGCCAGUUUCUGCCACAACAAGCAGAGCGAGUCAUCGUCUGAGAGAGAUGGUGAGGACGGGGCCAAAUUCCAGUUUGACCUCGAGGAGGACAAAGAAAAUAGCUCAAACGUGAACUCUAACCUUACCAAAAGGCAAGGUGGGUCAGGGCGACCCAGCAAUAUACAGGAACAGGAUGAAAGUCCAAGUUAAUUUCUACAAAGCUGAGCGCAUGGCCUAGCUAGGAGGGUAGCGACUUGUAAGGACCUGACUGUUGGGCAGCAAGUAUACAUGGUACGAACCCUGCAGGCAUGUAGUGACUACAUCGUAAUGGUACGCUACAUCGACCGUGUCUAAAACUGAAAUCAUGGAUAUUCCACACAAUUAAUUUGGCUAUCACCUUAAUUGCUGUCACAGUGGAAUUAUGUCAAAGCUAGGACUCCCCCAGCUACAACUAAGGGGGCUACAACCAAGACUGGAGAGCCUGUGCUUUGUUGUUGUCAUGGCAACCUGUAGUGACAUGAAGGGGAGGUAACCGAACUAACCCUAAGACUGAUGUGGUAGAGGAGUAAUUGGAGAGCUGCUACUAACAGUGAAAUGAAGUGACAUUAGAUUUUCGCGGAAACUAUUGCCAGUCACUUUGCAAUAUUUCCUUCUAACUGAUCUUUAUUCCAUGUCUAAUUCUGUGUUCCUGUGGGAAAUUUGUACGUGUGUAUAUAUAUAUAUGUAUAUGUGGACAACUUUUGAUAGUUGAUGAUACGAGUGGGGUGAUCUAUGGAGAGAAUGCUGGUGAUGUUUGCAGUAGAAAAGUGGAUUUUGCUGACUAAUUCUAACUGUAAAAUGCCGUUUCCUACUAGAUUGGCCUGUUUUUGAUGUACCAAAAUAACAGUGACAUAUGUAUAUCAGAAAUCUAUACAGGCCUGACAGCAUAUAUUCCCGUCUCGCAGUGAAUGUUCUUAACAAAACGGGUGGGUUUGCUCUGUUUUAACAAAUGUGAAGUAAACUCUUCAUUUUUUUUUUUUAGCUGAAAAUUUCAGCAUUGGAAUUCAUACAUACGUAAAAUCAUGUAGAAAAUUAAGAAAUUUUUACUGACGUUUUUUCUGUUGAGGGUUUGUUUGUCUCUGACUAAUUUAAUAAUCAUCGCCUUAAAAUCAUUAUUAGACUAACCAGAUCAUGGUUUAUUUGGACUAUGUAUGAUUAAGAAGAAGACAAAAACAGAUUUUAAGUCCAAUAACUUUUGUAAAAAGUCAUCUUCAAGAAACGGAAGUCACACAGUAAUAUAUCCUCUUUCUUUAAACAUUGAAGAUUUUCUUUGAAGAAAAAAGUCUUUGUUUUAAUGUUUUUCCUCAGGAAAGUGUAUACUUUGUAUAUUCAAGAAAGAAUAUACACACACACAUAAAUGAUUCAGCUAGAUAUGAUAUAAAAUGCUGUACGGGUAGAUGUGGCAAAAGACACCAUGCCACUGGAAGUAUGUUCAUGUGUGGUCAAUUAUUUCCAAUUUAUUAUUUAUACAAAGUAGGAAAGAAAGAUCUUCUUCCUUGUGAACAGAAAUCUGGGAACGGUACAAAAGCUUACACAGGGUUAAGCUAAUUGUCUUUGAAAUUGUCUGUUAUGUAUUUAUAUUCAAAUGUAUUCUCAUUUUAUAACCUGAAAUAGAACUGCUCAAAGCCAUUUUAA